ACUGCCAUCUGGAGUGGUCUCACAUUCUUUACCGCCUCAUUGCAUAUUGAGACACACAAGAUAUGGGUCUCAUUGAGAAGCCUAGUGAUCCGCAUGGAUUGACGCUUGAGGCAUGGGCUCAAGGCCUAAUGUUCGGCAGUUUAAUGACCAUGGCAUGCAUCACGAUCGCAAAUAUGCGAAAAAGAGUCGUCCUCCACCAUCUCAUUCUUAUAGAGUUGAUGUUCGGUCUCUUCCAAGGAACAUUCAUCUUCCCCGAUCCACCGUACUAUGGAUGGUACGAAUCUGUAGGAGCCUUGUUCCUCAACAUCAGUUGGAGCUUGCACAAUGUCAUCUCAUGGAUGAAGAACAAGCCCUUUCUGAGCCGUAAGAUGUCCAUGAUCUACAUCGGCACCGUCAUCCUGGUACAGCCUUACUGGGUGGCCGAGAUUACGGCAAACUUUCUCUACUUUAACAACAUCAAUCAUAAGGUGUUCGAACACCUUCGGCCUUUUGAGGCAUUAUUCAGGGACCCCUGGUGGAUAUUUACUAUCCUCAACCUGGUCUACAACAUCAAGAAACGCUACGACUUUGGCUUCGUCGAGCUCGUUCGCAUCUCCCCUCGCUUCGGUGUUCUUCUCGUCGUGAUGACGCUAUCGGUCCUCUUCCUCUUCGUCGACAUCCUCAGUGUUACACACGUUAUCCCCAGUAAAGGUUUACCUGAUGGAAUCAAUCCCUUUUGGAAGCUCAGCUUCGUCUUCAAGUGUAUGACAGACACUGUCGUUCUGGACGACUUCAAAACAGCUCUAGACAAGAUGAAGGACUACAGGCUCAGGAGAGUAACAAGCUAUGCGGACAGAUAUGACAAUGCUGAACGAGGAUCCACGGAGCCAAUCACAGUCCGCACGACCGUCACUCAGCAUGAGCAUUUUGAGAGCAGAGUCAGAAACUACGACGACAGCAGCGUGAAUGGAAAAGAUUGGGCGAAUGGGCACAUAGAGCAAGUAGAGCUUGAAGAGGUGACGCCGCCGCCAACAGUUCGAACACACAUUGGUUAGAUAAUCACCUUGUUCAUAUUUCACAUGUACAUAUACGAGAGACGGUUCAGAGCCGUCCAUCAUUGAUGCUUGGGUAG
Aureobasidium subglaciale EXF-2481 is the source of this 1111-nucleotide messenger RNA. RefSeq lists its product as uncharacterized. NCBI's taxonomy places the organism in Eukaryota, Fungi, Ascomycota, Dothideomycetes, Dothideales, Saccotheciaceae. The transcript has 4 exons. The record is from RefSeq and is a predicted model, not a curated record. The coding region runs from base 63 to 1034 and encodes 323 amino acids.